Messenger RNA from Anolis carolinensis (green anole), 3044 nucleotides. RefSeq names its product zinc finger protein 501-like. The transcript has 3 exons. Lineage: Eukaryota; Metazoa; Chordata; Lepidosauria; Squamata; Anolidae. Gene Ontology annotation, molecular function: DNA-binding transcription repressor activity, RNA polymerase II-specific; RNA polymerase II cis-regulatory region sequence-specific DNA binding. Gene Ontology annotation, biological process: regulation of transcription by RNA polymerase II. Gene Ontology annotation, cellular component: nucleoplasm. The coding region runs from base 194 to 1693 and encodes 499 amino acids. The record is from RefSeq and is a predicted model, not a curated record.
CCUUCACGCGCCGCUGAUUGGUCAAACGGGGAGAGGGGGCGUGGCCAGCAAAGAGCAGGAAGGAGUUCUCUUCCAAACUGGGGGAGAGGAGAGCUGGUUGGAAGGAAGGCAACGCGUUAUCUGCAGUGUUGUUACUAGGAACUAGUUACUUUUGGAAGAAGGUCCAGAUAGAACAAGCUUUCACUGCCAGAAGAUGUUGAACUGUAAUGCGUCGGCGAUCAAAGAAGAACCAGGAGAAAACCUUGAUGCGAUCAAAGAGGAACCAGGAGAAGACCUUGAUGCGAUCAAAGAAGAACCAGGAGAAGACCUUGAUGUCAUCCCGGCUGGGAGAAGCGAUGACGGACCCUGGGUCACUGCUGGGGAGAAGACCCCCUUGGAGGAGACUCUUGGUCACAAUGGACAGCCAGGGCCAUGCAAAAUACAACCAGCAGGAGAGGCCAAGGAGGCUGGCGUGGACACCAAGCCGGGACCACCCCUCCGAUGGGUGGUCAAGGAGGAGGGCAACGGAAACGCAAUGCUGCAUCCUCUUCCUCCCUCUUCCUCAGGCAAAGAUGGGGGCCUUAAUAAGCAUAAAAGAACCCACAAAGGGGAGAAACCGUAUAAAUGUGAGGAUUGUGGAAAGACCUUCACUGAGAAUUCAAGCCUUAAAGUACACAGAAGAAUCCAUACAGGAGAGAAACCAUAUAAAUGCUUGCAGUGCGGAAAGAGUUUCACUGUGAGAGGACACCUUACUGAGCAUACAAGAACCCACACAGGAGAGAAACCACAUAAAUGUGCGGAGUGUGGAAGGGGCUGCGCUACGAAAUGGAAACUUAAGGUGCACAAAAGAAUCCACACAGGAGAAAAACCGCAUAAAUGCUUGGAGUGUGGAAAGAGCUUCUCUGUGAGUGCAAGCCUUAAAGUGCACAGAAGAUUCCACACGGGAGAGAAACCAUAUAACUGUGUGGAAUGUGGAAAGAGCUUCAGUGGGAGGACGAAUUUUAUUAUGCAUGAAAAGACACACAUGCAAGAGAAACCAUAUAAAUGCCUGGAGUGCGGAAAGAGCUUCCAUGCGAAAGGGUACCUUGCUAAGCAUAAUAGAAUCCACACAGGAGAGAAACCAUACAAAUGUUUGGAGUGUGGAAUGUGCUUCAGUUUUAGAGCAAGCCUUAAUCUGCAUAAAAGAACCCACACUGGAGAGAAACCAUAUAAAUGCACAGAGUGUGGAAAGAGCUUCAGUAUGAGAGGGAACCUUACUGAGCAUACAAGAACUCACACAGGAGAGAAGCCAUAUAAAUGCCUGGUGUGUGGAAAGAGCUUCCAUGUUAAAGAGUACCUUACUAAGCAUAAUAGAACCCACACAGGAGAGAAACCGUACAAAUGUAUGGAGUGUGGAAGGUGCUUCAGUGUGAAAGAAAGCCUUAAUGUGCAUACAAGAACCCACACGGGAGAGAAACCAUAUAAAUGUGCGGAAUGUGGAAAGAGCUUCCGUGUGAGGGGGAGACUUACUGUGCAUGAAAGGAGCCACAUGAAAGAGAAACCAUAUAAAUGCCUGGAGUGUGGAAAGAGCUUCAGUGUGAGGAGGAAACUGACUGUGCAUGAAAAGAUCCACAUGAAAGAGAAACCAUACAAAUGCCUGGAGUGCGGAGAGAGCUUUUCACGGAAAGCAGGCCUUGGCUCCCACCAAAGAAUCCACCUGAGAAAACAAACCUAAAUGAACUUUGCCCAAAGACUUCCAGACACCAUAUGUAGUCUUGGAAUAAAGAAGGAUACUCUAUGUACACAGAAAUGUUUGUUAAAAACUCAACCCUGAAACCCUGAGUAGACUUAUUCAUUGAGCAAUGUGAGUACUGUAGCUUAACUCUUAUCAAAAUGGAACCAUUCCCCUUCUCUGAAGAGAUGGGUGAACGGCAUGAGAUUUGUCCAUCUCGGAAAAACCUUUUCUUGGCCAUGGCACUGCUUUUGGCUUUUUUGUAUGUCUUGAUGGGGAUAAUUUAAUCUGUUCAUAUUCAUAAUCGCCAUUUUUUUUUACCAGCCAAUCUUCAAUCAAAGGUGUUUCCUUACGUCUCCAAUUCCUAGCGUUUACUAUCCUUGCCGGAGUGACUAGGUAGUUGAAUAAAAUCUCCUUGUUUUUUUCUCUCUAGGUCUAGCAUUUCCAACAGAAAAUCCUUAGGUUCCAAUUUGAUAUUUCUUUCUAACAUUUUUUGGAUUUUUGCAUGGAUUUCUCUCCAGUACUUUUUAGCAGUUUCACAUGUCCACCAUGCUUGGAAGAAAAUACGUGUCUGCUUUUCACAUUUCCAGCAUUUAUCGGAUAGAUUUUAUAGCAUUUGGACAAUUUUUGUGGUGUGAUGUACAAUUGGUACAUCAUCUUGGACCAGUUUUCUUUUAGGUCAUAUGCGUAAGUGUAUUUAAUUUUAUAGUUCCAAUUUUUCUCCCACUCUUCCAAUUUUAUGUUUUGGCCCAUAUUCGCUGCCCAUUUAGUCAUGCAUUCUUUAAUUUGUUCUAUUUCUGUGCACCAUUCUAGCAGUUUCUUACAGAUUUUGGUGAUUAUUUUUUCCGUUGUCCUUAUUUUAACCCAAAAGGAAUCUUUUUCUGCAAAACCAACCUUUUUAUCUUUUAUUAAAGUAUUCAUUCAUCUUUCUAUGUUAAAUUAAAUUUAUCAGUCUAACAGAUGAGAAAAAAAGACGUGGAUUUGGCUUACUGGAGUUGAGACUAUAUUACGAAGCCUGUGGGCUAAUAUGGAUCAAGGACUUGACUAAUCUCAAUAGACCAAACAUAUUGACUAUAGAAGGGUUUGAACUGAAAUUGGGAUGACAUUUAUAUAUUUGGUAUGAGAAAAGAAAAAAGAAAAAAUCACAUUAUUAGAUCUUCACUGAUAAAAUAAUGGGAAAAAUAUAAAGAGAAAUUGUAUAUGAAAACACCAAUAUGGAUAUCCUCACUUGAGGCAAUCCAAAGAAGAGAAUUAGAGUGGCAAAAUUGGCCCAGUUAUAGGGAUAUACUUAUAAAAGUCAAAGGAGAAUACAGACUAAGAAAACAAGAAGAAAUAAAUCAAACAUUUAAAUAUG